CCUACGCGGGGCCUCACGCUCCCGCUCUGCUUGGGUGGCGGACCCCUUUCCCGGAGCCGCACGGGCUGGAGCUGGGCUGUUGAGAGCCCAGGCGCGAAGUGGAAUCUAAGAGUCUGAGUCUCAGAAGUUCCGAAGGAGCACCGAAUGCCCAGCGGUCAGCCAUUGGCUCGGACCCCGGAAUACCCGCUGUCACAGUUCCGGGCGACACUGUCUCCUCCCCUGUCCGUGGGCACUUGGCUGUGUGUGGGGAAGGGGUUGGACACGGUGUCAGAGGCCAGGCUUUGGGCCCCUCGCCCCCAUGGAGGUCUCUGGAGCCCUGGGUUGUCUGGAAGAGCAAGGUACUGUGCAGGUCACCAGAAAGGUGCGCUCCACGCACCUGCGCAGGGCCACCUCCGUGUCAGGGCGUCCAAGAACCCGCAGGGGCCAGGCAUGGGCUCUGGGGUAUCCAGCCUAGUCCAGGCCCUGGAGGCUUCGACGUUGGGGUGCAGACCCUUCUCUGCUGGGUGUCAGGCUGCUCUAACCACGGAGCAUCUAAAAUGGGGAUUGUCGGGGUACCUUCUUUCUGGCCCAGCGUGGGACGGGAGCUGAGUUUGUAUUGCACCCAGCGCAGUGCCACCCUGCAGUUAGCCCGCAGCACGUGUUCGCUGUGGCCAGGACGCGGAUGUUUCGCACAGUGCCCUGUGUUUUUCUGGCUCCCACCUCCUCUGAGUGGGUUGGGUGCACGUUCAGGUUGUCCAGAACUGUCCUGGUUCAUGCCUGGUGAUCAGCAGCAUCUCUUUCACUCAGAAGUGCCGGUUUGACAGUACAUUCUUUCUAAGAUCGCCCUGUCUGUCCUCUUACUGGGUAAGAGGCCACGCAGGUCUUUUUUGAGGUGGUGGCCUGACAUGGCUGUGCUUGGAUCCCUGUCAAGCAGGAGGGCUUGGGGAGCACCCCUGGGAGCCACAGUGACUCAGAUGAGAACACUGAGGCCCCGAGAGGGAAGGGACUUGCCCAGCAGGGAUGGGCAAACUUCCACUGCAGAGUGGUGCUGGACUCGGCCGUGUGCCCAGCAUGUAGCCCACCAAGGUCUACGGGAUGCAGUGGGGGUGCGGCGGGUGGUUCUCCUGCUGGGACGCAGUGGGGGUACAGUGUGUGGUUCUCCGGGCUGAUGGCCGCAGGCAGAGGUGACUCUGUGGCAAACUAUGUUUGGGGAUGGGCCAGGGGCCCAGUAGCCAGUGAUACUGGUGAAAUAGAUUGGGGCCAGACCUGAGAGCUUGAUGUAGUACAGGGGUCCCUGUGGGAAGUGAGGGGAGUGGUUGUCGGGAAGAUCAUGCUGGCAGUGUGUGUGGGGACGAGGAGGCUGUCCCUCUAUGGGGGUCCUCACACAAGUACCCUGGGAAUGGGGAGAAGUAGCAAGAGCGCCUUGGUGGCGGCUGUGGGCCGAGGGGGGACCUAGAUGUCCGACUCUGAGACACCAGGGACUGUGAGCGCCUCCAGUGGGGUUGCGCUCGGAUGGGAAGACGGAUGGGAGGGAGACGCAGUCAGACUGGCACGUGCUGGCCCAGCGCAGCCCAGCCCCACGCAGCUAGGGCGAGGGAAGUCUCAUAGGGUUGGCGGCCUGCCGUGGACGCGAAGGCGUCCCUAGCUCACGGGCUGAAGUGGCUGUGUCCAGUAAUCCUUGUGAGGGAGAGCGGGAAAGACGGGGAGGGAGAGGGUGUGGAAAGGGGACACGUCCCUGCCUGCCCCCGUCCCUGGUGUGGCCCAGGCAGGGUGAAGGCCAGGUAGAUGCUGGACACGGUGUGCAGCCUGCCCGCUCCCUGGCCCCACACCUCUCCCAUCACCUUUGCCUCCGCUGCUGAGCAGCUGGUCUCUGUCCUGCCAGACUUCAGUCUCUGGCCACUCCAGGGCCCUCAGGGGCUUUUUCAGAGUCCCUGGGGCUUCCCAGGCCUGUGUCGUUCUCCCCAGCCCCCUUCACCUGCGCCUCCACGCCCUCCUGUUUGGCGGCCCAGCUCAGCGCUUUGCCCUCAUAGAAAACACAGUCAGGUUUCCUGCACUCAGCCAGACAUGCACCGCCGUGGGCCCUCGCCCGGCGCCACGUGCCGUGGACUAGUCUGGGCUGAGUCCCACCUCCCCGCGCUCCACUGAGACCGCUGUUGCUAAAGUCAGUGGGGAUGAUGUCAUGCUGGUCCAGAGGUCACCUUGGUCCAGGUCUCAGCUGCUCCCCCCACGCACUACAUUGACUGUCACAGGGUGUGCACAUCCGUUUGAUUUUUAAUGGAAUGCCCUUUGGGUCAGAAUUGGGCCCAGCUCCUUGGAGGAACCUCAGGAAGUGAUGAGGAAGCCAAGGGGAUCCGGUGGAGUGUGAGGACCAGACGCCCCAGCGAUGACCAGUUCCCCUGUCUCCAGAGUCGUCUACAACGGCAAGAGGAACAGUAGCCCCCGCUCUCCCCCCAACAGCAGCGAGAUCUUCACCCCGGCCCACGAGGAGAAUGUGCGCUUCAUAUAUGAAGCCUGGCAGGGCGUGGAGCGGGACCUUCGGAGCCAGAUUUCAGGCAGUGAGAGGGGCCUGGUGGAGGAGUAUGUGGAGAAGGUCCCUAACCCCAGCCUGAAGACCUUCAAGCCCAUUGACCUGAGUGACCUGAAACGCCGGAGCACGCAGGAUGCCAAGAAGUCCUAGAGCGCCUGCGGGCUGGCCUCUGGGAGACACGGUGCGCCUGAUGCUGGGCGGCUCUCCUGGGGCCCAGCUCCUGGGGGCCAGGGCCGGCUGCCAGGGCGGCCAACCCCAGGACCAGGACAGCGUGACUGAUGGCUGAGGCCUGCUGCCCCUUCUCCCCAGGCCCCUUCCCUCUUGGCAGGCUCAGCUGCCAGUCACUGGGAGGGCCUGGGCCCUGCCAGCCCCUGGGCUCUCCUGGGCCUAGCCGCUAGGUUCCUGGAGCCCCUGGUCUGCCUGCCCCCUGGGCCUAGCUGCUAGGUGCCGGAGACCCUGGCCCGCCUGCCCCCUGGGCCUCCUAGCCGCUAGGUGCUGGAGCCCCUGGCCCGCCUGCCCCCUGGGCCUAGCCGCUAGGUGCCUGGAGCCCCUGGCCCGCCUGCCCCCUGGGCCUAGCUGCUAGGUGCUGGAGCCCCUGGCCCGCCUGCCCCCUGGGCCUAGCCGCUAGGUGCCUGGAGCCCCUGGCCCGCCUGCCCCCUGGACCUCCUAGCCGCUAGGUGUCCGGAGCCCCUGGCCCGCCUGUCCCCUGGGCCUAGCCGCUAGGUGUCCGGAGCCCCUGGCCCGCCUGCCCAGGGGCCUGGAUCCUGACUCCCCUCCCUUUCUGCCCCACUGCCCCAGCCCAGACCUGUGGCUGCUUCCAGGAUCAGGACAGAGACCAGAGGCCCUCUAGUCUCCUGGCCUGUGGGACUAGUCCAGGGUUGUCCCUGAGGUGCCAGAAGACAGGACGAGGGCAGCUCCGCCCUCACCCUUCAUGGAUCUGCCAUGUUGCUGUUUCUCUGGCCUGGACACGGGAAGUGAAGAAUCCCACCCACACUGUCCAGACUGGCCCCUCCCUCCUGCGCUAGCCCCAGGAGGGCACCAGCCCCCCAGGCCUGGGUACCACUGGUGCCCUCAUAGGGCCCUGGGCCUGGUGUCUGCAGCCCUGUGGCCACAGCAGCCCCUUGAGCAGGGGUGUGAGGUUGCCUGGUGGUCCUGUCUCUGUUCUGGGAGGGUCCCGUCUCUGUUCAGGGCCCUUUCCCUGUGACUGCAGCCUGGGACCAGUGAAUAAAGGCGGGCGACGCGGGGUGGGCCUCCUGGUGGUCUGUCCCUGCAGCCAAGA
Molossus molossus (Pallas's mastiff bat) is the source of this 3785-nucleotide messenger RNA. RefSeq names its product MAPK regulated corepressor interacting protein 1 (gene MCRIP1). The transcript has 5 exons. Lineage: Eukaryota; Metazoa; Chordata; Mammalia; Chiroptera; Molossidae. Bases 2363 to 2656 code for a protein of 97 amino acids. The record is from RefSeq and is a predicted model, not a curated record.